AUGCUAGGUUCAGUUCAGUUUGAUGUGAUUGGAUCUACCAAGCCCAUCCUGGCCCUGGUUGGGGAAGAUGCUGAAUUACCCUGUCACCUGGAACCCAAGGUGAACGCUGAGUUCAUGGAGGUGAGGUGGUCCCGAUCCUCAACCCUUAAAAUUGUGCACCUGUACAAGAAAGGAGAGGACCAGUUUGGAGAGCAGAUGGAGGAAUAUCGAGGGAGGACUACGUUGUUGAGAGAUGCCAUCGCUGUUGGGAGUGUAGCACUAAAGAUACACAACAUCAGCAUCUCUGAUGGUGGAGAGUACCGCUGCUGUUUUAGAGAAUCCUCCUUCUCCGAUGAUGUUGAUCUGAUCUUGCAGGUUGCAGCUCUAGGUUCCAACCCCCACAUCCACCUGGAGGGAUACAAGGAUGGAGGGAUCCAGUUGGGGUGCUCGUCAGCCGGAUGGUACCCUGAGCCCCAGGUGCAGUGGAGAGAUGCCAAGGGAAAGAUGGUCCCAUCCUUGUCCAAGUCCCAACCCCACACCCUUAACGACCUGUUUGGUGUGGCAUCCUCUGUGAUUGUCCAAGAAGACUCUGUGGGAACCAUAACCUGCUCCAUCCGGAACCCCCUCCUCAACCAGGAGAAGGGGGCAGUGAUUUCCAUAGCAGCUUCCUUUUUCCCACGGGCCUCUCCUUCCACGGUGGCUUUGUCUGUGAUCCUGUUCAUGCUGGUACUACUCAUCGCUGGAGGCCUUUAUCUCCUCAGGAAACUGCAGAGGGAAAAAGGGAAAAUCCAGGCCAAGCUCAGCUGGAGGUUGGCCCAGUUACACGCUGUGGAUGUCACUCUGGAUCCCAACACGGCUCAUCCCGAACUCAUCCUAUCUGAGGACCUAAAACGCGUGACACGUGGAGACACCCGACAAACCCUACCUGACAACCCAGAGAGAUUUGAUGUCUUCCCCUGUGUGCUGGGCCACGAGGGCUUCACCUCGGGGAGGCAUUACUGGGAGGUGGAGGUAGGGGACAGGAAGUCCUGGGGUCUGGGGAUCUGUAGGGAAGAUGUGGCAAGAAAGUGGUCAUCCUCCGAGUCACCUGAGAAUGGAUUCUGGGCUUUGGAGUUAUAUGAAAAUGAAUACCGGGCUCUCACCUCCCCCCGGACUCCUCUCUCCCUGACUGAGCCCCUUCGUCGAGUCGGGGUUUACCUGGCCUAUGAGGCUGGAAAUGUCUCAUUCUACAGAGGGACUGACGGAUGCCUCAUCUACACUUUCCCCCAUAUCACCUUUUCUGGGACACUCCGGCCUUUCUUUCACCUUUGGUUCUAUGACCCAACCCCUAUGAGCAUCUCCUGUGUUCCAUGGAGUUUGAGGGAAUCCCUGAUUCUGCCCCCUCUCAGGAGACCUCAGAAACCCUCUCCAGAGGCAGGACCAGCCUCAGUCACUCAGAAGGGGGAUCCCCUCCCUGGAGUUGAUGCCCCAUUGCUCCCCCCACCAGCCCAGACCUGAGGACCUCCUUCCCCUUAGGGAGCUGCCCACCCCCUGCCCCCUGCAGCCCUCCAUCCCCUCCCAGGGCUGCAGCUGCCUGUGUCCCCACUUCCUCUGCUGCUCCCCCUAGGCAGGGCCAGGCUGGGGGUCACUCUCUGCUGAUACUGUUUCCAGGGGAGGGUCCCCACUUGGGGGCCACUGUGAUGGUUUUACUUAAACCUCAAAUAGAUCCUGAGGCCUGGCCCUCCAGCCUAGAUUGCCCUAGGGCUACAAGGAUACCUCAUCCAUCUGCUGAUGGCACCCAGGGAAAGGGGGAACCCCACUGGCUGUCACCUUCAGGCAAAUUAAUCAACCAAUUAUUGGCUUUGAUUGAGCAACUACGGAGUCCUAGGUUCUAUGCCAAGCACUUGGCGGGAGUCCCUCAGUAGCCAGAAACAUCUUUUCCUGCCCUCAAGGAGUUUCCAAUCUAAUGGGGGAGAGGGGCAGAUUCUACAUGUUUUUCUCCAUUUUCCCAAUCUGUAAAUAAAGGAGGAAGUUUCUGCAUA
This is a messenger RNA of Ornithorhynchus anatinus (platypus), 2000 nucleotides long. Its product is annotated as butyrophilin subfamily 1 member A1-like. The record is from RefSeq and is a predicted model, not a curated record. Gene Ontology annotation, biological process: T cell receptor signaling pathway; regulation of cytokine production. Bases 1 to 1476 code for a protein of 491 amino acids. Lineage: Eukaryota; Metazoa; Chordata; Mammalia; Monotremata; Ornithorhynchidae. Gene Ontology annotation, molecular function: signaling receptor binding. The transcript has 7 exons. Gene Ontology annotation, cellular component: external side of plasma membrane.